UCCCUCCUCCGCGUGUGUGUGUGAGAGAGAGAUUUGAGUUCUCACAGUCAGGCGUGGUAUGAGUGUUGAAAAUCUUCUCAAACACGUUAAAGAAGAAGACUCUUUUACACGCACAGAGAGGUGUGAGAGAAGAAGACGACUGGAUCACAGACUUUGCGUUAACGAAGAGAUUUUCUCCAAUUUUUUCCUCUCUGCCUCUCUUUCUUUCUAGAUGGUGAGAGCCUUCUAGUUCUUCAACUUGGGUGUUAUUCAUGGUUGCUAUCAGAUACUUGGUGGUUUGAGCCCAAGCACAGUUUAAUUGCAUCCAGAUAAUAGGGUGGAAAAUAUGAGUCAGACGAAUACCAAAGUUCGAUUUGUUAGAUGUCCUAGAUGCCGGGAGGUUCUUCCUGAGAUGGCAGAUUUUCCGGUGUAUAUAUGUGGAGGAUGUGACAUAAUUCUUGAAGCUAAAAAUCGGAAAAAUGAGACCAAAGACACAAGAUCACACUUACAUAAAACAGACCAUCCCCAGGAGAAUGGAAUGGAUAAUAUUUCUGAAGACAGAGAAGCUAGCAAAUCAAAUAAACAAGCCGUUCUUCCUUCCACAGCAGAAUCUUCACCAGAUAAAACCAGGGAGAGGACUCAAUAUGAAUUUGGACAUUGCAAUAUGGAGCAUCCUGGAGGUAGGAACAUUUCCAAUGAACUUCUGAGCUCAUCUGAGCUUCUUUGUCGUGGGAAUGAAGAGUUGUCGCCAGAAGCCAGAGUACCGAUGGAAAUGGAUGAAGAUAAAUGUCAUUUGGACCAAUAUAAUGGAAUGAAUCAAAACAACUCUGGGGAUUGCAAUGGAAAGCGGCCUGAAGGAAGAACCUUUCCCAAUUUACUUCAUAGGUCAAGUGAGCUUACUUGUCAUGAGAAUGGAGAGUCAUCACCAGAAGCUAUAGCACUUGAGGAUUUGGAUGAAGAUGAAUGUCCUUCACCCCGAUGCAGUGGAAGGCAUCGAAAUGAAAUUGCAGAUUCCAUUGAGGAGAGGACUGCGGGUUUAAAAUUUUCUACUGAAGUCUCUUCAACUGAGGUUUGUCAUCGGUGUCCGUUGUCAACAGGAGCUGGAGUACAUAUAGCAGUGGAUGAAAGCAAAUUCUCUUUGGAAUUUAAAAAUGGAUGGGAUCAAAGUAAAUAUGAAGGUUACAAUGGGAAGGAGCCAGGAAAUAUUAAUGAUUCCAAGGAAGUUUCUUCAUCUGCUGAGCUUACUUGUCAUGAGGUAGAAGAGCAAUCUAUGGUGGCUAAUAUGGUUGUAGGUGGAGCAGGGGUGGAAGGUUCUUCAUCUAUAGAGCUUACUUGUCACCAGGUAGUAGAGCAAUCAUCAAUGGCUAACAUGGCUGUAGGUGGAGCAGGUGUGGAAGUGAAAGUUUCUUCAUCUACUGCGCUUAGUCAUGAGAUAGAAGAGCAAUCUACAGUGGUUGACAUGAGCUCCAUGGCUGUAGGAUCUACUGACCUUACUCAUCAUGAGGUAGAAGAGCAAUCUACAUUGGCUGAAAUGGCUGUAGGUGGAACAGGUGUAGAAGUGGCUGAAGAUUGUAGGAGUGGUUCUCUCUAUAGAAGCUCAAGUCCCAAAAAAUUUCAAGCUACAAAUCCAAAUGAUUCAGUCACUUCUGCUCAGAGGCCAUUGGAUGAGAGCAUUUCAGCAGAUGAUCUUACUUCUCCUCCCAAAGAACUGCUGGAGCAAUCUCAGAAUUGCAUUCUCCAGGGUUUUGACCGAGUAAGCUCUUUAGAUACAUCGGAAAAUCUACCCUCUGUCAAGCCCAGCCCUGGGGUCGGUGUUAAAUUUAGAGAUAUGUAUAGAUCUCCAACAAGUAGAAUGUACUAUGCUUAUGAUGGUAGUCUGUCUUCUUUAGACGGCACUGACGAUCAAAUCCCUGACUGGCAUCUUCACGUACGGAAAAGGAAUUCGAAGGAGGCACGCGUCGCCAGGACUAAUGGAUUGCCCCGCAGAAAUGAAUUUAGGGUGAAAGAUGUGGUCGGUAGUGAGUUAGAAAUGCAUCAUCGAGCAAUGAAUCCCUCAUCAGUUGCACAUGGGAAGAAGCAUCACGCCAUGGAAGGCACCAAGCAGCAUGGAGAUGAAUUGCCGCCACCCACCAGGCAUAGCCUUCCAUUCAGAGGUAAGAUGAGAUUGGAGACAGAUGAGCAUCUAUCUAGAAUGCCUUUCUAUUCAAAGGGUUCCCCAUCUGGCCACGGAAAUGGCAUGCUUUCCCGUCAUGGGCACAAGGAAUUCCAAAACCAGUCUAGCUAUCAUUCACCUGACGAGCCUGGGUACCCUGAACAAGACAGAAUGGAACUGUUGAGAAUGGUUUGUGAACUCAACGAUCAGCUCAACCGAACACAUAUUUCCAAAAUGAAGGCAAAUAGUAGGGUCCCUGCUGGAGUUCGUAGGAUGGAGAAGCAGAUUGCCCCAUGCUACGAUCACUUAGCAUCGGAGGACAUGUAUCAUGAGUUAAACUAUCCUGGGUAUCCUAGAAGAUACAUGCAAAGGAAAAACCAGCUCCAGUGUGGUAGAAUCUCACGAAUGGCUUUCUCAGGGGAGACCACACACUGCAGACACCAAAUUGAUUGCUCCUGUCUGCAUUGCUGCCCCCAAACCUGGCAUCACUCAGUACAGUCGCCUCCAUGUGUCGUUUGCUGUAACAAAAGUCGUACUUCUCACCACACCCAUGGCCGUUACAACCUCUAUUCCUAUAGCCCCUCAAGUCCCCAGCAUUAUGCAAGCUCUGAGUAUUCCUCAUGGAGGCGUGAUGAUAUAAUGUCUGACGAUCAAUGGCCAAGAGAUCAUGAAGUGAAAAAAUUGCCACAGAGGGAGAAACAUCACUCGAUGAAGCGACAUAUCCAGCCUGUUGCAGGUGGAGCACCCGUCAUUGCUUGUUACCGUUGCUUGAAACUGCUGCAGCUUCCGGCAGAUUUUCUACUCUCUGGAAGGAAAUGCCAUCGGCUGAGGUGCAGUGCUUGUUCAGCAGUACUUACAUUUUCACUUCAAAAUAGUACUCAACGAGUUCCUUUCAUUCCUGGUGCCAUAGCUCCUCCACCAAGUGAGGUUGAUGACUAUAGUGAUGCUAUCAAUAAGCGGAAUGUGGCAUCAACAUCUCAUGCCAAUGUUUGUCCGCAUGCUGAACCUGUAUCUUAUUCUGAUGACUAUGGACAUUCUGUCUGUAAAAGUUGCUCUACUGAAGGAUAUCCUUUCUCCCUCGCUCCAUUUCACAUCCUCAAAAGGAAUCCUACAGAUAGAAAGAUGUCAUAUGGUAGUUCCUUCGAGCUAAUGAAAGAGAGAAGGAAGAAGGCUGCCUUGAAAGAGCUGAACAAAUACAAAAAUCCUAUGGUUGAAUCAGCCGGGCCUUCAUCCCAUAUGUACAAUCGGGAGAAAUCAUCCUUCGAAAUUGAGAAACUGAAACCAACAACAUGUUCUCCGCUUCAUCAGCUUAUGGGAUAUUCUUCCCCGAGUCAAGUGACAAGAAGAUGAGCAGUUACCAUGUCCACAAAAAAACUGAGGUCCAGAAGAUGACGACUGCUUUUUCUCUCUCCAGGUACAUGAACUCUAAAGAAGCAAAUUCUUUUGAAAGUGUUAACAGCAUUGAAACUUAAGGGUAUAUGAAUUUAAGAUCGCUGAAUAAUCUUUAGCUUAAAAAGUUGAGAACGAAGAGACCUGGUUGAAGCGGGAAAUUUCAAGGAUUUAUGACUGAUUGAUCAGAAAAUCGAUGUGAUCCACCCUGAAAAUUCUAGUGUUUGAGCUUAUUUUUGAAGAGGAGCAAGUUGUUAUCAUUUGUUCUUGAGAUUGUGUACAGUAGAUAUAUCAUUGUAGAUAUAGCAUUAACUAUAGUAAAUGAGAAGCCAAAGUUGAUUUUGUAUGUAUAAAAUAGAUGUCCGCCGGAGAAGUGUCCUAUAGUCCUAUAUGAGGUGAUUUGUUCAUUUGUAUAUUAACUAGGGUAAUUCAUAUUUGAAAGUACGGUGAAAAUUUAAGA
Molecule: messenger RNA, 3980 nt
Organism: Ilex paraguariensis (yerba mate)
Lineage: Eukaryota; Viridiplantae; Streptophyta; Magnoliopsida; Aquifoliales; Aquifoliaceae
Source: the annotation of a GenBank genome assembly